AUGUUUAAUGUAAAGGCGUGUGUGGAAUAUGUUGUAGAGUGGGCUGCAAAGGACUCAUAUGAUUUCCUUACAACGAUUAUUUUAGCUCUUAGUCCACUGUUCUUAGCAAGUGCCAUCUUGUCCUGGAAAUUGGCCAAGAUGAUUAAAGCCCAGGAGAAGGAACAAAAGAAGAAACAGAAAUAUCAAGAAAAUAUUGCGAAAGCUAAACAACUGAAAAAAAGAUUUAAGGGAUGA
Molecule: messenger RNA, 234 nt
Organism: Octodon degus (degu)
Lineage: Eukaryota; Metazoa; Chordata; Mammalia; Rodentia; Octodontidae
Product: small integral membrane protein 15-like
Exons: 1
Coding region: 1-234 (77 amino acids)
Source: RefSeq, a predicted model, not a curated record